GGCACACAGGGAAGAAGCCAGCAGCUCGAGCGCACUUCAAAAUGGCUGUUGUUAAAGAUGGUGAAUAGGAAGAAAGAAGCGCCCUAUAUCGAGAUCUGAAAAUAAAUACGACUCUUUAAACGGACCCCCAGGUCACAGAACAUUUCGACGUUUCUCUUUCGUGAGGGUGUCUGAGUGUUGAGUGUCAAUCAUGGACACCACAACCUCCAUCAAGAUGACCACUCUGGCCAUCCAGAAUCUCUUCGGCUAUGUGGAAGAAGAGAACCUGGCUGCUGUUAAAGCCCAUCUGGAUAAGUUCAAAGAGGUGGAUGGUCGAAGCGAUAAUGGACAGACUCCUCUGAUGUUGGCUUCCGAGCAGGGCAGUCUUGAGAUUGUUCAAGAGCUCAUCCGAAGGGGAGCUGACGUCAACUUGGAUGAUGUGGACUGCUGGUCUGCUCUGAUCUCUGCAGCCAAGGAAGGGCAUGUGGAAGUGGUGAAAGAGCUGCUGGAAAACAGUGCUUAUAUUGAGCACAGAGACAUGGGGGGUUGGACUGCCCUCACAUGGGCUUCAUAUAAAGGCAGAGUUGAAGUGGCCAGUAUCCUGCUUGAGAAUGGGGGAAACCCAAACACCACUGGACAGCAGUAUAGCGUCUACCCCAUUAUUUGGGCAGCGGGUAGAGGCCAUCCGGAGAUUGUCAAACUCUUACUGGAACAUGGAGCAAAAGUCAACUGCUCUGAUAAGUAUGGCACCACCCCACUGAUCUGGGCUGCUAGAAAGGGUCAUUAUGACUCUGUGAUGCACCUGUUGGAGAAUGGAGCUGAUGUUGACCAGGAGGGGGCGAACUCUAUGACGGCACUAAUCGUGGCUGUGAGAGGAGGUUAUACAGAAGUGGUUAAAGAGCUUCUGAAGCGAAACCCCAAUGUGAACAUGACUGAUAAGGAUGGCAACACAGCCCUGAUGAUCGCAGCUAAAGAGGGCUACACAGAGAUCGUGCAGGACCUGCUGGAUGCUGGCACAUACGUCAAUAUCCCAGAUAGGGGUGGUGAUACAGUGCUGAUUGGAGCCGUGAGAGGGGGGCAUGUUGAGAUCGUGAGAGCCUUGCUGCAUAAGUAUGCAGACAUCGACAUCAGAGGACAGGAAAAUAAGACUGCUCUAUAUUGGGCUGUAGAGAAAGGCAAUGCAACCAUGGUUCGAGACAUACUGAUGUGUAACCCCGACACAGAGACCACUACUAAGGAUUCUGAGACUCCACUUAUCAAAGCCACCAAGAUGAGGAAUAUAGAAAUAGUGGAGCUUCUAUUGGACAAAGGUGCCAAAGUGUCUGCAGUUGACAAGAAAGGGGACACGCCUCUUCACAUCGCCAUUCGUGGGCGGAGCCGCAGACUGGCUGAGCUUCUUCUACGUAACCCUAAAGACGGCCGUCUUCUCUACCGGCCCAAUAAGGCUGGUGAGACCCCCUACAACAUCGACUGUAGCCACCAGAAGAGCAUCCUUACCCAGAUUUUUGGCUCCAGACAUCUGUCCCCCACAGAGUCAGACGGGGACAUGCUUGGCUAUGACCUGUACAGCAGCGCUCUCGCAGACAUUCUUAGCGAGCCCACCAUGCAGCCCCCCAUCUGCGUGGGUCUGUACGCCCAGUGGGGCAGUGGCAAGUCCUUCCUGCUCAAGAAACUGGAGGAUGAGAUGAAGACAUUUGCAGGGCAGCAGGUGGAGCCUCUGUUCCAGUUUUCCUGGUUGGUAGUGUUGUUAUCACUCAUGCUGUGCAGCUCUGUAGCUCUGGUGCUCGGCUUCACUGUGGAUCCCAAGCUGGCUAUCGCCACUUCUCUUAGCAUCCUAGCGCUGCUUUAUGUGUUCUUUGUGGUUGUGUACUUCGGGAGCAGGCGUGAGGGUGAGAACUGGAACUGGGCGUGGGUCAUUAGCACCCGUCUGGCCCGACAUAUCGGAUACCUUGAGCUUCUACUUAAACUUAUGUUCGUCAACCCACCAGAACUGCCUGAACAAACCACCAGAGCUCUGCCUGUCAGGUUUCUGUUCACAGACUACAACAGGUUGUCCAGCGUGGGUGGCGAGACAUCCAUGGCUGAAAUGAUUGCCACUCUCUCAGAUGCUUGUGAGAGAGAGUUCGGCUUCUUGGCCACCAGACUUUUCAGAGUCUUCAAAACUGAGGAAACUCAAGGUAAAAAGAAGUGGAAGAAGACUUGUUGCAUCCCAUCCUUUGUCAUAUUCCUCUUCAUCGUGACCUGCUUGAUCAUGGGCAUGGGCCUGUUGGCAGUUUUUAAGGUGGAUGGGCAAAAUCAGACAGUGAACGCCGUGUUGAUUUCCAUGGCGAGUGUGAUUGGGUUGGCGCUGUUGCUGAAUUGCCGCACCUGGUGGCAGGUGACCGACUCGGUGCUCAAUUCACAGAGGAAAAGGCUGCACAGUGCUGCCAACAAGAUGAACAAAUUGAAGAGUGAAGGCUUUAUGAAGGUUUUGAAGAAUGAAGUGGAGCUCAUGGCUAAGAUGGCAAAGGCUAUAGAUGGCUUCACCCAGAAUCAGACACGUCUAGUCGUCAUCAUCGAUGGUCUGGACUCUUGUGAACAGGACAAAGUGUUACAGAUGUUAGACACGGUGAGGGUGCUGUUUUCCAAAGGACCCUUUAUCUCCGUCUUUGCAAGUGACCCUCACAUCAUCAUCAAAGCUAUAAACCAGAACCUCAACAGUGUGCUGCGCGACUCCAACAUCAACGGCCACGACUACAUGCGCAACAUCGUCCACCUGCCCGUGUUCCUUAACAGCCGUGGCCUCAGCAGCGCAAAGAAAAUGUGUGCCCCAGGUCCAGCUAACGGAGAAGCAGGCAACCCUGAGGGCUGGCAUGACGAGUUGGACAGAAAAUUGUCCCAGAACAGCUUGGGUGAACAGACUAAGUUUGGCAGUAAGACUACUCUAAACCGCAGGGAUACUUACCGGCGCAGACAGAUGCAGAGAUCAGUCACGCGUCAGAUGUCAUUCGACCUCACUAAACUUCUCGUCACUGAGGACUGGUUCAGUGACAUCAGCCCCCAGACAAUGAGGCGACUGCUUAACAUUGUGUCCGUCACAGGUCGCUUGUUAAGGGCCAAUCAGAUAAGUUUUAACUGGGACCGUCUAGCAUCCUGGAUCAACCUGACUGAGCAGUGGCCGUAUCGUACAUCCUGGCUCAUACUGUAUUUAGAGGAGACCGAUGGCAUUCCAGAUCAGACCACGCUUAAGACAAUUUAUGAAAGGAUCUCCAAGAAUAUUCCAACUACUAAAGAUGUGGAGCCAUUGCUGGAGAUAGAUGGAGAUGUUCGGAGCUUUGAGGUCUUCCUCUCGUCCCGUACACCAGUGCUGACAGCUCGAGACAUCCGCAUGUUCCUCCCCUGCACUGUAAAUAUAGAUCCCAAACUCCGAGAGAUUAUUGCAGAUGUGCGUGCUGCGAGGGAGCAGGUGAACAUGACUAGUGUCACCUAUCCCACACUGCCCAUGCAAGAGGCCCGGCCAGUAUCUGUCUACAGCCAGCAGUCCUCGGCCUGCUCCCCCACUGCCUCCUACAACGGCCCGUAUAACCUGCCGGGCGUCUCUCCUCAGCCCCACAGUGCCUAUUUCAGUGGCAUGGCUGGGCCGCAACACCCGUUCUAUAACAGACCAUAUUUCCCCCAACAUCUUUACCAGCUGCCACGGCACUACCCUGGCAGCUUCAUCCCUGCUCAUGUUCUUCCACGUCCCUUCUAUAAACCCGGCCAUUCCAGGGAUCCUAGCAGUGGACUCGGUAAAGUACCGUCUUUGAAAAAGAAGCAGGGCUCUGCCUCGGUGGUGUCAGGCACCCCAUCCAUUCUUCUCAGCUCACUGAGCACAGACGUUGUGUGUGAACGUGUCCGACUUAUCGAUGGCAUUGACCAAAGCAUGCUGCCUCAGUAUAGUGCCACUAUUAAGAAGGCUAACAUAAACGGCCGAGUUCUGUCUCAGUGCGUCCUUGAUGAGCUGAAGAAAGAAAUGAACAUGAAUUUUGGAGAUUGGCAGCUUUUCAGAACAACAGUGAUGGAGCUACGUCAUAUUGAGGGCCAAGUCCUGCAUGAGGAGGCUCCCAGUGAGCAGGGGAGCAGUAUGGUUGGGCAGGUGGAGACUAGCAGGCACGCUGGAGCGCCAGCUAACGGAGGAGUCGUUAACACGGACAACUCACCCAUGUACAACUUUAACAUCAGCUUUGAGGAUCUCAGUAAUGUGGGGUUGUAUGAGCCUCCUAGGUACCCCAACCCCCCCUGGAUGGCCACUACCCACCGUACACCUAGCAUGUCCAGCCUAAACUCUCAAGAGUCCUCUAAUGACAUUUGCAAGCUAACUGACAAGCAGCAGGCUGAGUAUCACAACGCCUACCAGGAAUACAUCGCCUCAAUGGCUCAACUUGAGUUAGGCAGUGGAAUGGACAAGAAUGGUCAUUCUGAAGACAAGCGGAAGGAUGGAAGCGACCAGGAUGCGCGCAAAAUGGCUUUGAAACGAGCAAGCGCCAAGUCCGCAACGGAUAACACCGACUACACUGCAGGAGACACGCCCACUUUAGAUCCCAUUACAGAAGAGGAUGAAAAGGUUGAUCAUGGAAUAUCAAAGUCCCUACUGGGACGCAAGACGUCUAGUGAGAAGUUGGGUCUCUUCCAAGGUGCUGACCUGAAGCUGAAGGCUAAUGGUGGUUUACGCUACCAGAAACUGACCAGCGAUGACGAUGAGUCAGAGGAGUCUGACAAUGCUCCACUUCUCAAGGAUGGAAAGAAGCCUGAACCUAAAGCAUCCGAUGCUGGAGAUCGAUCGUUGGGCAAGGGUAAGGAUUACCUUUCCGAUAAGAAGGAUUCCUCUGACUCGGGUGUACGUUCCAACGAAAGCUCACCCAACCACUCUCUGCAAGACGAAGAGGCUGACCUGUCGCAGUCUGAGAGGGCUAACCUGAUCGAGCUGGAUGAGGAGAAUUCGGCCCCAAAGAGAGGACUGCCCAAUAGUCUGAGCGGCCUCCAAGACCCAGCUAUCGCCCGCAUGUCCAUCUGCUCCGAGGACCAGUGCAGUCUUCUGGCCAGCAGCCCUGAGGAGAGCUGGCCUUCCUCCAAGAGCUACAACCUCAACCGGACACCCAGCAACACCACCCUCAACAACAACACAAAUGCCCAACAAGGAAACAACCUUCGGCAGCCCACAGUUAGCUCCAAUACCACCUCCACGACCACCUGCAGUGAUGUCAUCAUAGCUCCUGGCUCCAGCACCACCACCCAGAAUGAGAAUGUUCGUGUGGUGCACCUGAAGAGGGGGCUCAACCCUGGAGAUCCACCUGAGAUCCUCAAUGUGUCUACUGACACUGUCACUUUUGGAGAGGAGCGAGAGAGCAUCCUGUAGGCAACGUCUUGAUCUGUUCGUGUUUGGUUAGACGGUUGAUAUAAUCUAUUGUGGUGUUCACGCAUGUUUGGUGUAAUGCUUAAAUAUGUGAAAUGGUGAUUAAUUGUGACACCUAUAAAUGUUAAGUGUUGUUAAUGUAUUUUUCAUUUACAUUUCUUCUACAAUCCAUCAGUUUAUACACUAGUUUCUUAUAGAGCUGUUUCCAUACAGAAUGCUCAAUUAAAUAUGCAUGCCAGCCUUUCUAAUUAUAGAUGUAUGAACAAACUUAACAAUUCCUAUUAAGUGUUUUGCAAUCGCAGCUGUGAGAAAAGUUUCAAUAGGGUCUCCCAAAGGAUAAGAUCAUAGUACCUUUGUCACAAAAAACAGCAUAAUUUAAGCAAACAGUACCAAACUUUGUGUAAGCCCAUUAUUAAGUAUUAAUAUAAGCAUUUUUCAUUCAGCCAUAAUAAAUGUGUCUUGGAAAUGUGCUGUAUUGAAUUGUUUAUUGCACGCUUGAACACUUUCAUUGUGCAGUAGUAACAGUAGUAUAUAAGCAGUGACAAGCAUGGGUCAGACUGCAGUGAGUAUUGAAUUAGUAGGUAUGCUACUGCAUGCCAUGUGAUGACAUCAGUCUUUAGCAGUUUACCAUAUUGUUGACCACUGUCUGUAGAGGGAAAACGUGUUUGUGAUGUUUGUUGCAGCAUGAAAUAAACCUACAUUGACAGCA
Messenger RNA from Triplophysa dalaica, 6059 nucleotides. It is a transcript of the gene kidins220b, whose product is annotated as kinase D-interacting substrate 220b. Gene Ontology annotation, molecular function: protein binding. The transcript has 30 exons. The record is from RefSeq and is a predicted model, not a curated record. Bases 191 to 5353 code for a protein of 1720 amino acids. Lineage: Eukaryota; Metazoa; Chordata; Actinopteri; Cypriniformes; Nemacheilidae.